Messenger RNA from Hypomesus transpacificus, 7958 nucleotides. RefSeq names its product unconventional myosin-XVIIIa-like. The transcript is spliced from 46 exons. Gene Ontology annotation, cellular component: myosin complex. The record is from RefSeq and is a predicted model, not a curated record. The coding region runs from base 252 to 7868 and encodes 2538 amino acids. Gene Ontology annotation, molecular function: protein binding; cytoskeletal motor activity; ATP binding. NCBI's taxonomy places the organism in Eukaryota, Metazoa, Chordata, Actinopteri, Osmeriformes, Osmeridae.
GCCUCUGUACAACUAAACUACUGAACCCUUAUGACACAAUCUCACACAGAGCCCUUAAACGGACUCCUGCAAUUAGGACUGACCAUCAACCAACAGUAUUCAAAGAGGUCGAUUCUGCGGACAACAAUCCACAAUGUCUCCAGAUGCUCUGGAUGAUAAUCUGAAGAGCUGAAGUGAUCCAGUGUUACAUGGAUCCCGUCAGCUUCUGCUUUACAAACCAACCUUUCCUGGGGUGAUAAAAGGAGCCAAAAAUGUUCAACCUGAUCAAAAAAGACAAGGAGAAGGACAGAGACAAGGAUGGAGGGAAGAAGGAAAAGAAGGAGAAGAAAGACAAAAAGGAGAGGAUGUCCCAGGCGGAGAUGAAAAGCCUGGAGGAGAUCAGUGUGAGACGGGGCUUCUUCAACCUGCACCGCGGGGGGUCCAAGAGGGACUCCAGGAGCAAGCUGGAGAUCUCCAGCCCCAUCCCCAUCAAGGUGGCCAGCAACGCGGAAAUCAACCUUACGGAGAUCGAUGCCGAACGCUUCAGCUCCCGCGGCAGCAUGGUUCUGGACGCAGGGCAGAUGAGCGCAGCCAGCUCCAGCGACGACAUCAAAGGCGAGGGGGGUCCGGACAGCCAUCGCAGCUCGGUGAAGGAAAGGGCUGCCAGGUUUGGGGCCUUGGCCAAGCAGAACCCCCAGGUGGGUCAGGUUAUUAAGAGCUUCUCCUUCUCCCAGAGGAGCAAGGAGGAGAGUCCGUCUGAGAGCUCCUCUCCCUCCGGGCAGAGCUCUGCUGCCCCAUCUCCCCAGGUAGAGAGCCGGGGGUUCGACCCCCAGCGCAGACCUGCGCCCGCCCGGACGGUCCACAUCCCAGAGCUAGUGGAGAAAACGUUCUCUGCAGACCUGAGUCUGCCGGCUGUGACGGCCCCGGCUGUGCCGGAGCCCCGCCAGCUACAGCUGCAGCGCCGCAACACCGGGGACUUUGGCUUCUCGCUGCGCCGCACCACCAUGCUGGACCGCCAGCCGGACGGGACGCUCUACCGGCGGGUGGUGCACUUUGCAGAGCCCGGUGCCGGGACCAAGGAUCUGGCCUUGGGGCUGGUGCCGGGAGACCGGCUGGUGGAGAUCAACGGGGACAACGUGGAGAACCGAAGCCGGGACGAGAUUGUGGAGAAGAUCCGUCAGUCCGGAGACACUGUCCAUCUGAAGGUGCAGCCCAUCGUAGAGCUGAGCGAGUUGAGCCGAUGCUGGCUGAGGAACAGCGAGGGCCGCCGCAGGGGAUCCGACCAUGUAAAGGCAGAGUUGCGUUCGUCAGAGCUCCCUGUGGGGAAGCCCUCCUCUGGGAGCUCCUCCUCUCUCCCUGAACAGGUUCCACAACUGAUCCCCACAGAGGAGAACCAUCAACGUCUGAGGAAGAUCUUUGAUGGGAUUGAUCCUACUACUAAGGAGGACGAGGACCCUGUGGCCAUCCUUCAGGCAGCCCACUCUGCUGCCUCCCAGCCCAAGGUGAAGACCGAGGAACAGAUCGCAGCAGAGAAGACCUGGUACGGCACUGACAAAGUCUGGCUGGUCCACAAAGAUGGCUUCUCCCUGGCCACGUUGCUGAAGACAGAGGCGGGCUCUCUGCCGGAGGGGAAGGUGAAGAUCAGGCUGGAGAGUGACGGCUCCCUGCUGGAGGUGGAGGAGGACGACGUGGAGAAGGCUAACCCCCCUGCGUUUGACCGCGUGGAGGACCUGGCGUCUCUGCAGUACCUGAACGAGUCCAGUGUGAUCCACUCCCUCCGCCAGCGCUACGGGGCCAGCCUGCUCCACACCCACGCUGGGCCCAGCAUGGUGCUCAUCAACCCUGUCAGCAGCCCCUCCAUGUACUCUGAGAAGGUGAUGCACAUGUUUAAGGGCUGCAGGCGUGAGGACACGGCACCACACAUCUAUGGCGUGGCCCAGUCAGCCUAUAGGAGCCUUCUGACCACACGGCAGGACCAGUCCAUCGUGCUGCUGGGCAGGACGGGCAGCGGCAAGACCACCAACACACAGCACCUGGUCCAGUACCUGGUCACCAUCGCUGGCAGCUCCGGCAAAACCUUCUCCGCUGAGAAGUGGCAGGCUGUGUACACCAUCCUGGAGGGCUUUGGGAACUGCUCCACCACCAUGAACUCCAACGCCAGCCGCUUCUCUCACAUCGUCUCCCUGGACUUUGACCAGGCAGGCCAGGUGGCUUCUGCUUCCAUCCAGACCAUGCUGCUGGAGAAACUGCGAGUGACGAGGCGUCCGGAUGGAGAGUCUGUGUUCAACGUGUUCUACUACCUAAUGGCUGGAGCUGACAGCUCUCUCAGGACUGAGCUGCACUUCAACCAUUUUGUAGAAAACAGUGCCUUUGGGAUUUUACCUCAAUCCAAGUCGGAGGACAAGCAGCGGGCCUCCCAGCAGUUCACCAAGCUGCAGGCAGCCAUGAAGGUGUUGGGGAUGUCUAUGGAGGAGCAGAAGGCCUUCUGGCUGGUGCUGGGGGCUAUCUACCAUCUGGGGGCUGCCGGGGCCACCAAGGACACAGAUGAAGCUGGGCGGAGGCAGUUUGUACGUCACGAGUGGGCCCAGAAGGCUGCCUACCUGCUGGGCUGCAGCCUGGAGGAGCUCUCCUCCUCCAUCUUCAAGCCCCAGGCCACCCUGCCCCGUGGGGGGGCCCAGCCCCGCGGGGGGGCCCAGCGCCCCGGCGCCGACGACACGGGGGACGCUGCGGCAGGGCCCAAGGCUUCAGCGUUGGAGUGUCUAGAAGCCAUGGCGUCUGGCCUUUACGCUGAACUCUUCACCCUCCUCAUCUCCCUCAUCAACAGGGCCCUCAAGUCCAGCCAGCACUCUGUGUGCUCCCUGCUGGUGGUGGACACGCCUGGCUCCCAGAACCCUCGUCUGGUGAAGCAGGAGCGCGGCGCCACCUUUGAGGAGCUGUGCCAUAACUACACCCAGGAACGCCUGCAGGCCCUCUUCUACCAGCGCACCUUCGUACAGGAGCUGGAGAGAUACAAAGAGGAGAAUAUAGAGCUGGCGCUGGACGACCUGGAGCCCAGCUCCUCCCUGUCUGUAGCUGUUGUUGACCAGGCCUCCAGCCAGACCCUGGUGCGGUCUGUGGCGAGAACGGAGGAGGCACGGGGUCUGCUGUGGCUGAUGGAGGAGGAGGCCCUUCAGCCGGAGGGGUCAGAGGACUCCCUGCUGGGACGCCUGUUCAGCUACUAUGGCCCUGCAGAGGGCGAGGGCAGAGGUCCCUCUUUACUCCUGAAGAGUGAGCGAGCGCAUCACUUCCUGUUGGGCCACAGCCAGGGGACGGACUGGGUGGAGUAUGACGCCGGAGGCUGGCUAAGCCACGCCCGCUACAACCCCGCCUCCAGCAGCGCAGCCAAUCUGCUGCAGGAGUCCCAGAAGAAGACCCUGAGCGGUGUGUUUGCGGGCCGUGCGGGCGGGGCCAGCUUCCUGUCGGGCUCGGUGGCAGGGCUGCAGGGCGUGUCUCUGCCUGCGCUGAGGAGAGCCAGCAGCAUGAGGAAGACCUUCACCACCAGCGUGGCCACCGUGCGCAAGAGGAGCCUCUGUGUCCACAUUAAGCUGCAAGUGGAUGCUCUUCUGGACACUGUCCGCAGGUCCAGGGUUCAUUUCGUCCACUGCUUGCUGCCCAAGGCUGAUGCCCUGAGGGCGCUGGUCCGGGAGGGGAGUGAAGGCCCAGCCCCUGGCCAGGGCGAGGGGGUCGACGCUGGGCUGAUGCAGCUGGAUGUGGCCCUGCUCCGGGCCCAGCUCCGCGGCUCCAAGCUGCUGGACGCUUUGAGGAUCUACAGGCAAGGUUACCCUGAUCACAUGGUCUUCUCAGAGUUCCGCCGGCGCUUCGACGUGCUGGCGCCCCACCUGACCAAGAAACACGGACGCAACUACAUAGUGAAGGACGCAAAGAGGGCGGUGGAGGAACUGCUGGAGUGUCUGGACCUGGAGAAGAGCAGCUAUCACAUGGGUGUGAGCAGGUUGUUCUUCAGAGCUGGUACGUUGACUCAGCUGGAGGAGCAGAGAGAUGAGCAGACCAGGAGGAACCUCACCCUGUUCCAGGCUGCCUGCUCCGGAUACCUGGCAAGACAGGCUUUCAAGAAGAGGAAGGUCCAGGACCGGGCUAUCCGCUGCAUCCAAAAGAACAUCCAGAAGAACCGUGGGGUGAAGGGCUGGCCCUGGUGGAGGCUGUUCACCACCGUCAGACCCCUUGUCCAGGUCCAGAUGACCGAGGAACAGCUCCGAGAUAAGGACGAGGAGAUCCUGCUGCUCAGAGGGAAGCUGGACAAGGUGGAGAAGGAGAGGAACGAGCUGAGGCAGAAUGGCGAGAGUCUGGAGAGCAGGAUCUCGGAGCUGUCGGCUGAGCUGGCUGACGAGAGGAACACAGGAGAAUCAGCAUCCCAGCUGCUAGAGACAGAGACGUCAGAGAGACUGAGACUGGAGAAGGACAUGAAGGAGAUGCAGACUAAGUUGGAGGCUGUGAAGAAGCAGCUGGGCUGUAUGGAGAUGGAGGUGAUGGAGGCUCGUCUGAUCAGGACAGCAGAGCUCAACGGGGAGCUGGACGAUGACGAGGACGACUCAGGAGGAGAGUGGCGUCUGAAGUACGAUAGGGCGAUCCGAGAGACAGAGUUCACCAAGAAGAGACUCCAGCAGGAGUCUGAGGACAAGCUGGAGACGGAGCAACAGGCCAAGAGACACCUGGAGAGAAGGCUUGCAGAGCUGCAGGCGGACAGUGAGGAGCAGCAGAGGAGCAUGCAGCAGCUGAAGAAGAAGAGCCAGAGGAUGACUGCAGAGCUGCAGGACACCAAGCUGCACCUGGAGGAACAGCAGAGACGCAACCAUGAGCUGGAGAAGAAACAGAGGAGGUUUGACCUGGAGCAGAGCCAGACCCAGGAGGAGGUGCAGAGAGAGAGGACCCAGAGAGAGAAGCUGGCCAGGGAGAAGGACAUGAUGACCGGAGAGAUCUUCAGUCUCCGACAGCAGCUGCAGGAUAAGGAAGUGGACCUGAGUGCGGCCAGCCUGAAAGUGGAGCAUCUGGAAGCGGAGCUACAGGACCUCUCCUCCCACGAGUCCAAGGAGGAGGCGUCGCUGUCCAAGGUCCGCAAGCUGCAGCGCGAGCUGGAGGCCAAGGUCAAGGACCAGGAGGAGGAGCUGGACGAACAGGCUGGAACCAUCCAAAUACUGGAGCAGGCCAAGCUGAGGCUGGAGAUGGAGAUGGAGAGGACCCGGCAGACCCACUGUAAGGAGCUGGAGAGCAAGGAGGAGGAGGUGGAGGACUUCAGACAGUCCUGCAGCAAGAAGCUCAAGCAGCUGGAGCAGCAGCUGGAGGAGGAAUAUGACGACAAACAGAAAGUUCUCAGAGAGAGGAGAGACCUGGAGGCCCGACUGCUCAGCACCCAGGACCAGGUGGGCCAGAGGGAUGUGGAGACAGAGAAGAAGCUGAAGAAAGAUCUGAAGAGGACCAAGGUGCUGCUGGCCGAUGCUCAGAUCAUGCUGGACCAUCUGAAGAACAACGCCCCCAGCAAGAGGGAGAUCGCCCAGCUGAAGAACCAGCUGGAGGAGUCAGAGUUCACUUGUGCAGCUGCGGUGAAGGCUCGCAAGGGCAUGGAGCUGGAGAUAGAAGACCUGCACAUCCAGAUGGAGGACGUGGUCAAGGUCAAGAUAUCUCUGGAAGAGCAGAUGAGCAGGCUGCAGAGGGAGAAGAACGAUCUCCAGUCUCGUCUGGAGGAGGACCAGGAGGACCUGAAUGAGCUCAUGAAGAAGCACAAGGCUGCCGUCUCCCAGUCUGCCAGGGACCUGAGCCAGAUCAGUGAUCUGCAGGCCCAGCUGGAAGAAGCUCAGAAGGAUAAGCAGGAGGUCCAGGACAAGCUGCAGUCACUCCAGAGCCAGCUGGAGUUCCAGGAGCAGUCCAUGGUGGAGAAGUCCUUGGUCAGCCGACAGGAGGCCAGGAUCAGAGAGCUGGAGACCAAGCUGGAGUACGAGAGGACCCAGAUCAAACGCCUGGAGAUCCUGGUGGGGCGUCUGAAGGAGAACCUGGAGAAGAUGACAGAGGAGAGAGACCAGCGCGUGGCAGCAGAGUGCCGGGAGAGAGACCAGAACAAGCGUCUGCAGAGGCAGAGCCGAGACAUGAAGGAGGAGAUGGGAGAGCUGGCCAAGAAGGAGUCAGAGGCCAGCCGCAAGAAACACGAGCUGGAAAUGGACAUCGAGAGUCUGGAGGCGGCCAAUCAGAGCCUGCAGGCAGACCUCAAGCUGGCUUUCAGGAGGAUAGGUGACCUGCAGGCCGCUAUAGAGGACGACAUGGAGAGUGAUGACAAUGACGACCUUAUCAACAAUUUACAAGACAUGGUGACAAAGUAUCAGAAGAAGAAGAACAAAACCGGAGACGACUCGGAGACCGACUCGGAGGUGGAGGACCGCGUGGACGGAGUGAAGUCCUGGCUGUCCAGGAACAAGGGCUCCUCUAAGACCCUGUCAGACGACAGCAGCCCCAAGACCUCCAGAAACGCUGCCAGCAUUGACGUGAAGGAGGGGAAGGAGGGGAAGGAGGGGAAUAGGGACAGUAAGGAGGGAGAGCAGAGCAGGGCAGUGUCAGUGGUGAGCUCCCUCAGCUACAGGAAGCGCUCCAUGAAGGACUCCAUCGGGGGCGCAGGAGACGAGAGCUCCCUCUUCAGCACGCUGAAGGAACAGUCGGACGCCCCCGACCUGUCAUCGCUCCGCAGGGCCAAGGCCCGGGGCGAGGAUGCUGCUGAUGAGCGCAGGAGGGCGGGCGAGGACGCAGACGACUGUGGCUCUGUCAUCUCCCAGGCGUACUCAGAGGCCACCAGCCGUGCCAGGAAGGGUCUGGAGCGCCGCUGGGCUCCUCGCAGCCCCGACACGGACAGAGACUCCACCCUGUCCUCGCUGGCGCCCAGCCGGGCAUCCCUGCGGAGGGCGCUGGAUGAUGAGGAGGACGGCAGGUCGACCGUCAGCAGCGUGAGCCGCUCCAGCCCGCGGGCCCUGCGCCGCAGCGCGUCCUGGGUGGAUGACGGGCGCAGCGACUCGUACGGGCCGACUGUCAGCCCUGGCGGGGCCUGGCGGUCCGGGGGGCGGAGCCCAGGCAGCGUGUCUCUGGCCCGGAGCAGCCGGCUCAGCGAGUUCGGCCUGCGGGAUGACGAUGACACCGCCAGCGUGGCGUUCAGCGAGGGCGUGGCCUCCAGCUCCCUGAGACGCAGCCUCUCCACGCCCGCACAGCCACGCCUCUCCGACACCGACCCCCCCGACCCGGCCGAGGUCAAGUCCGUCACGCACCGCAACUACCUGGACCCCGACCUGGAGGCGGCCAUCAACGAGGUACUCAGCUUCAAACCCAUCAAGUUCAAACGCAGCAAGCUGGAGGACUCCGAGGAGGAGGAGGAGGGGGGGAGGGAGGAGGAGGAGCAGGAGGAGAGGAGGAGCGUGCGGGGGGAGCAGGGGGGGGACCUGGGUCCUGGGCGCAGUGCGUCCAGCCUGUGGCGGUCUGGCUCAGCGGCAGAGCGCCCCGAGUCCUCCAGCAGCUCGCGCUCACGCAAGGCUAAGAAGAAGAAGAGCUCCGAGUCCUCGUCAUCGGACGGCCGGCGUAGCCACGGAGACCGGAGGAGCAGCUCCAGGAAGAACAAGAAAUCCAGGAAGGGAUCGAAGAAGAAGGAGAGCGAAUCCGAUUCCUCCUCCUCGUCCUCCUCCUCCUCCUCAUCCUCGGGUUCAACCAUCUCCUACCGUAGCUCCAACAGCGUGAAGAGAGGCCCCGCCCCCCCGCGCCCCUCACAGGAGGAGGAGGGAGCCCCCAGGAGAGAAGGCAAGAAGAAACCCAAGAAUGUGGACAGUGUGGUGAUGAAGUACCUGUACAAGCCUGACAGCGACUAGAGGAUCCAACCUGCACCCGCCGCUCUACCGCAGACACUUGAGCGUGGCCAAGCCAGAGGAGGAGGAGGAGAAGGAGGAGAUGGAGGAGGA